UUGACACGGGGGUGCGCGGGACCACCCCUUUGCCCUGUGCCGGGCCAAUCAGGACCGCCCCUCUCGCCACUCGCUCCGGAGGACUUGUUCUGCUCGAUCCUCAGAGUCAGUUCUGCUCGGCCGGCGGUCGCAACAGCAGCAGCAGCACCGGCGUCGUCCCGAUGGAGCCGCGGCCUGUCUUCCUCGCCACCCUCCUCUGCUUCUUCGCAUCCGCCGUACAUGCAAGUUGGGAGGAAUGGUGGACCUAUGACGGAAUCUCAGGUCCAGCGUUUUGGGGACUCAUUAAUCCUCAGUGGAACUUGUGCAAUAAAGGGCGAAGGCAAUCACCUGUCAACGUGGAACCCACGUCGUUACUGUACGACCCACACUUAAGGUCACUCCACAUCGACAAACACAAGAUAAGUGGUAUAUUAUGGAACACCGGCCAGUCAUUGGUGAUGAGGGUCGACAAAGACACGAAGCACCACAUAAACAUCACAGGUGGCCCGCUGGCGUAUCGGUACCAAUUCGAGGAAAUCUACAUUCAUUAUGGAACAGAAAACCACCAAGGUUCAGAGCACAGGGUCCAUGGGUACGCCUUCCCUGCUGAGAUUCAAUUGUAUGGGUUCAACGCAGAGUUGUAUCGAAACAUGACUGAAGCGCAGCACAGAGCCCAAGGAGUAGUCGGAGUGUCUAUAAUGGUUCAGAUUGGUGACACGCCGAACCCUGAGCUGCGCGUGAUCACGAGCUCUUUCAGCAAGCUUACCUACCGGGGCUCGUUCACACCGAUCAAGCACCUGCAGCUGCGCAGCCUGCUGCCAGACACAGAGCACUACAUGACCUACGAAGGCUCAACCACGCACCCUGGCUGCUGGGAAACGGCAGUGUGGGUCAUCCUAAACAAACCCAUCUACAUUACCAAACAAGAGUUGUACGCGUUGAGAAAGCUGAUGCAAGGCCCUGAAGAGAGCCCGAAGGCGCCUUUAGGCAACAACGUGCGCCCGCUGCAGCCGCUGUACCACCGCACAGUGCGCACUAACAUUGACUUCACUAAUAAACAGGGUAAAAACUGCCCAAGCAUGUAUAAAGAUAUGCAUUACAAAGCAAACUCGUGGCAGGCCAGCGAACAAGACACCUUUUAUCCUUCUUAAAGCGGAAACAUCGCUGUCAAAAGGUCCAAGACUGUUGCUAAAAGGACAUGAAUCUACAAUUACUAAUCGAUUCAAUCAAUAAGGUCGCGAAAUAAAUGGUGGAAUAUGGAAAUGCGCGUUAUUUAAUUGCUCUAUAGUUGAUGAAACUGCUGUGUAUAAAUAAAUUAUAUAUUCAUGUUAUUCAAACGAUUCAAACAUAGCCCAAGAGAAAUCGAAAAUUUCCGUGUUAGUCGAGGACGGAUGUUGAAAACUCAAUACUCUAUUAAACCGCAACAAACAACACAGAAUCCUAUUUAUUGAUUUUAGGUCCGGGUAAAAUUUUGUGCGCGUCUCUAAACAAUUAUGUCUGUUAGUUUAACACCAAAUUAAACUGCUGGAUAUCAAAACGAAAUCUAUGGUAUGGCCAGCGUUUGUGUUUUAUUGUUACUUUGAACAUUUACUAAACGGAAAAUAUUGAUUGUUAGUUAUGUACUGUGCAUCAUGUAUAAAAUAUAUAUUCACUGCUCAAAGAAGAUGAGCUUUGGGAACACACGCAUGUUGUUGUCGCAUUUGAACGAUUUGGAGCAGCUUUGAAGGAAUAAAAUCGAACAAGAGUUCCCACUUCUCUUCUAA
Molecule: messenger RNA, 1742 nt
Organism: Cloeon dipterum
Lineage: Eukaryota; Metazoa; Arthropoda; Insecta; Ephemeroptera; Baetidae
Gene: CARPA
Product: Carbonic anhydrase-related protein A
Exons: 9
Coding region: 162-1130 (322 amino acids)
Molecular function (GO): carbonate dehydratase activity; zinc ion binding
Source: RefSeq, a predicted model, not a curated record